AUGACGCGGAUAAUAUGCGGCAACGGGAUUCCGGCGGCCACAUCCGUCAUAUGCACGCUCGGGGCUAGCGACGCGGAAUGCGGCACGAGCUUCUUUACACGCGAGCACCAUGCUGUGCCUGACGUCUGGGUUGUCGUCUGCGAUGGUCUCGCCUACCGCUACGAACCGCUCGACCGCGCAGCAGACGGCGGCACCCACUCGCUGGACGGCAGCACCGCCCGCUGCCUCACCCCGAGUCGCCACCAGGCUGCUGAUCUAAACACAAAAACGAAGUUGAUGGAUGCAGCCGUGCGAGGGCCGCGGUUCGUGAUCACCCGCGGGUCGCACCUGGGGCUCCCGGCGCGCGUAAUCAUCGUCAUCGGAGAGCGUGUCCAUAUCGUAAAUACGCGCGUCGCUCUGGCGGGCGGUGCGCGCGCGAUUGACAGCGCGCCAGCGAGUACGUACGCGCGCACGUGCUCAGUGGCGCUGCGAACCGCUGCAGCACCGCGCCGCUCUGCUCGCGUCCGCCGCGGCACUGACGGGCUCCUAGCAUCGAUCCACUCCCGCCCUGACUCCGCACCGCACACCGCCACCCUCGUGAACUACACGUGGCCGCCCAACCCGCGAGUUACUUACGCUAAGUCGCGUUUCGCC
Iphiclides podalirius (scarce swallowtail) is the source of this 633-nucleotide messenger RNA. Lineage: Eukaryota; Metazoa; Arthropoda; Insecta; Lepidoptera; Papilionidae. The record is from the annotation of a GenBank genome assembly.